Molecule: messenger RNA, 1759 nt
Organism: Trametes versicolor FP-101664 SS1
Lineage: Eukaryota; Fungi; Basidiomycota; Agaricomycetes; Polyporales; Polyporaceae
Exons: 4
Coding region: 116-1576 (486 amino acids)
Source: RefSeq, a predicted model, not a curated record
CAUCAUACCCACGUGGAAACCUCGCGCACACAACGCUCAUAACACACGGUUUAGGAAACCGCAUCUCGUCGAAGCAGAACCCUCGGAAAAAAUCAGCAACCGCAACUAACAAUCAAUGUCGGGAGAUCAAGUGGUUGGAGGCCAGAACUCCUCUGACCAAGUGGAUGACACCGAAUGGGAAGACGUCCCCGACACCAAUCUCGCGCGAUACGACCCAGCUACAGCGUUGUCUCCACGAUCCGGCUCUGUGACAUCUAGCGCACCGGGCACUCCCCGCUCAGGUGCGAGGCGCCGCAGAGGAAACAAAGCAGGAACCCCGAUCGCCCAACCGCAGUUUAUAGCAACGCAGCCCCGCCGUGCCAACAUUCGACCUCAGCAGCUACAGCGACAACGUAACCCCCCUCGUGCCGCGAUCGCGAUCGACCGCGAAGACGUGCAAGACGCGCUCAUCCACGGUACCGCAGAGACUGUGCGCUACUUCGGGAGCGUGCUCACUCACGCACUGCGGCUCCUGCGGUGGCCGUUCGGGAUCCUUCUCGCCUUGUGGCUACUGGGGCUCAUCGUUACUAGCGUCUUCCACACUCUUCGGCCCAUUGUCGCGCCCUUCUGCAUUCUCCCGGGCAUUUCGGGGUCUGCGCUCUGCCGUGUUCCCCAGGUCCAGCUCACUGAUGACGGGGAGCCCGUCCCACUGCGAGCGGACUACCCGGAGCUGGUCAAGAUCCAGAGCAGCAGCUUCGAGGAGCUCCUUGAUGGCGCCGUCGGCGGCUCCGGCCUCAGCCUCGAGAUCAAGAAGGCGGAGAUGGCGUCGAAGGACCUCAUCACGCUCGUCAAGUUCAGCCAGCUGAAGAGCAAGGACCUCCUCGCGGAGUCGCUCAUCGAGUUCGUCGAGGACGCGAAGAUGACCGGACGCGGCCUCCAGAAGCUCACGUCCAAGGUCAACGGCGCAGUCGACAAGAUCAUGGCGAUCAAUGACUACGCGCUGCGCACCAUCGAAGGCACACAAGAUGAGCCCAAGUCCGUGCUCCAAGUAAUCUGGCCAUUCACCCCUCCCCCCACCCCACCCUCGCAAGACCUCGUCGUCUCCGCCUUCCGCGACUCCAUGGACGUGCACGCGACCGAGAUGCGCCGCCUCGUGCUCGAGCUCGCCGUCUCCGAGGCGAACCUCGAGCGGCUCGACACGCACCUCAUCGUGCUCCACGAGCUGUGCACGCGCGAGAACGUCGGGCUCUCCGCCGUGCGCGAGGACGUGCUCGCGGAGCUGUGGACGCUCCUCGGCGGGAACCGGCGCCGCCUGCGCGGGAUCGACGGGAACCUGGAGCUGCUGCGCGACCUGGGCGAGUAUCGCAAGCGCGCGGCGGCGCAUGUGGCGGCGGCGAAGCAGACGAUCAUGGCGAUGGGCGAGGAUAUGGAGGAUCUGCGCGAGCGCGUCGCGGCGCCGGAUAUCGUUGGGGAUAGGAUUCCCGUGGAGGUGCACAUGCGGAGCAUCCAGAGCGGGCUUGAGCGGCUGAAGGAGGAUAGGAUCAAGGCGCGGGAGCGGGAGGAGCAGUUGAUGAACAAGCUUCUGGGCACCACCUGAAGCAGACUCUGUGUUGUUCAAAUGUCCGGCCUCUGGGAGGAUGGAUGUGUGUAGUCUUCUGAUUCUGUCUACGUCUGAAUUUCGUUCCUGCUGGUAGUGCUAGAUUCACUGCUUCAUGACCUGCGUGACUGCUGCGCUGUAUGCAUAUGUACUAUACCAAUUUUGACACAUCCUUGACGAUAC